Molecule: messenger RNA, 1566 nt
Organism: Metopolophium dirhodum (rose-grain aphid)
Lineage: Eukaryota; Metazoa; Arthropoda; Insecta; Hemiptera; Aphididae
Exons: 1
Coding region: 1-1566 (521 amino acids)
Biological process (GO): DNA integration
Molecular function (GO): nucleic acid binding
Source: RefSeq, a predicted model, not a curated record
AUGGAAGAUCUCAGCCUUACCGGACGAAGAAGAGACAUUACGGAAAUAAAGCCAGUGCAACUAGCACUUAUCUCAAUUGACUCAUCCAAGGACCUAUUACAGCAUUACUCAAGUUGGAAAAAACUUGUUCGGGCAAUUGCUUGGCUGAACAGAUUCGUCGAAUAUCGAAAGACGAAGGGAAGUGGGACCAAUGCGACUAAAUAUUUGGUUUUAUCUGAACUAAGGUCAGCAGAGAAAAUAUUAAUCAAACGAGCACAAGCCGAUGAGUUUUCAUUGGAGCUCCUAGCAAUGCUUAAACAAAAGGAAAUUCCAAAAGGUAGCAAACUCAAAGGGUUAUGCCCAAUACUGCGAACGGACGGCCUAAUAGUGGUAGGAGGAAGACUUGAAAAUGCAGACCUUGGUGAGAAUCAGAUACACCCAGUUGUUCUACCAGCAAAACAUAAGAUAACAAGACUAAUUUUCGAGGACUAUCAUCAAACACUCCUCCACUGUGGACCGCAAAUGCUACUAGCAGAAGUUAGACAAUGUUACUGGCCCUUAAGGGGUAGGAUAAUGGCUCGUUCUACAGUAACACGCUGUGUCAAUUGCGUUCGUGCAAGACCAAGAUUUGAACCCCCACUUAUGGCCCCUUUACCAAGGCAAAGAGUGCAAAUGUCGCGCCCAUUUACCGUAACUGGUGUAGAUUUUGCAGGGCCAUUACAAAUUCAAAUUGGCAUACGUCGCGUGACAACAAAGAAAGCAUGGAUAGCGGUGUUUGUAUGUUUUUCUACAAGAGCUAUACACUUAGAACCCGUCGUAGGCUUAACAAGCGAAGCCUUCCUUGCAGCCUUACGUAGAUUUAUGGCGAGACGUGGAAAAAGCACCAAGAUCUACAGCGAUAAUGCAACAAACUUCGUGGGUGUGCAAAAAGAGCUAAAGACAUAUUUAGAAAACAGUGAAAGGUACAUGGCUGACGAAGGAGUUCAAUGGCAUUUUAAUCCACCAUCGGCACCACACUUCGGUGGCCUUUGGGAAAAUGCUGUAAAAAGUACUAAGCAUCACUUAUAUCGGGUAAUCAAGGACAGUCGGCUGAAUCUGGAGGAGUUGCAAACAUUGCUAUGCCAGAUUGAGGCAUGUGUCAACUCACGGCCUAUGACACCACUAAGUAGUGACCCAGGAGAACCCAAUGCCCUUACACCAGCUCACUUCCUCAUCGGUGGCCCACUGCUCCUACCACCUGAACCGGAAAUACCAAGUGAGAUAGUUAGCAAUCUCCGUCGCUGGAAGCAUGUCCAAGGAUUGAUGCAGAUAUUCUGGAAACGCUGGCAUAAAGAGUAUCUACCUCAGCUCCAGGUUCGAGGGCGAUGGGUUUACACCCAGAAAAAACAUGAGUGUAGACGACAUAGUAGUUAUAAAAGAAGACUGCACACCACCUACAAAAUGGAAGCUGGGACGCAUAAUGCAAGUACACCCAGGUAUCGAUGGAAUAGUCAGAGUGGUUACCUUACGGACGUCAACUCAAGCAGAAGUGCGCCGACCAGUCGCAAAGUUAUGCCGACUGCCAACAGAUGCCGAGAUCCAAGUUGA